Lynx canadensis (Canada lynx) is the source of this 2498-nucleotide messenger RNA. It is a transcript of the gene TIGD1, whose product is annotated as tigger transposable element derived 1. The transcript has a single exon. Gene Ontology annotation, molecular function: DNA binding. Gene Ontology annotation, cellular component: nucleus. The coding region runs from base 717 to 2498 and encodes 593 amino acids. The record is from RefSeq and is a predicted model, not a curated record. Lineage: Eukaryota; Metazoa; Chordata; Mammalia; Carnivora; Felidae.
GUGGGAUUGGAUGCCUCUUUGAUUUGCUAAGAGGAAAUAAUGUAUUACCAAUAAUUGGUUUCUGUAGAAGAAAAAGGUUUACAUUUGAAAUCUUUAUUAGAGCAUGAAAAGAUUAAAUCAGUUGAUGAAGACUUUUAGUAUUUUUCUAUGCCAGCAAUCACUUCCAUGAAGGGAAAAACUUGAAGUGCUACUUGACUUACUAUUUCAGAGGGAGGUAAAUUUCUAUGUAAAGAAUUUGGGAUUAAAAACUAAUAUCUUAAACCUCCCAAAAGAGAUAACCAAAAUCCGAAGGUUGACACAAUAUUGGCAUACUUCGUUUUAUUGCGCUUCACUUUAUUGUGCUUUGCAGAUGAUUUGUAUUUUAGAAAUCGAGAGUGGUAAUCCUGCAUCAAAGAAGUCUUUGGGUACCAUUUUCCCAGCAGCAUUUGCUCACUUUGUAUCUCCGUAUUGCAUUUUGGUAAAUCUCACAAUGUUUCAAAUUUGUUCAUUAUAAUUGUAUUUAUGGUGAUCUGUGAUCAGUGAUCUUUGAUGUUACUGUUGUAAUUGUUUGGGGGGUGCCAUGAACCAUGCCUCUGUAAUAUGGUGAACUUAAUUGAUAAAUACUGCAUGUGACGUAACUGUUCUACCAGUUGGCCCUUCCCCCAUCUCUCCUUCUUGGGCCUCCCUAUUUCCUGCGACACAACAAUAUUGAAAUUAGGCCACUUAAUAAUCCUACAAUGGCCUCUAAGUGCUCAAGUGAAAGGAAGAGUCGCAUGUCUCUCACUUUAAAUCAAAAGCUAGAAAUGAUUAAGCUUAGUGAGGAAGGCAUGUCGAAAGCGGAGAUAGGUCGGAAACUAGGCCUCUUGCGCCAAACUGUUAGCCAGGUUGUAAAUGCAAAGGAUAAGUUCUUGAAAGAAAUUAAAAGUGGUACUCCAGUGAACACGCGAAUGAUAAGAAAGCGAAACAGCCUUAUUGCGGAUAUGGAGAAAGUUUUAGUGGUCUGGAUAGAAGAUCAAACCACCCACAACAUUCCCUUGAGCCAGAGCCUAAUCCAGAGCAAGGCCUUAACUCUCUUCAAUUCUAUGAAGGCUGAGAGAGGUGAGGAAGCUGCAGAAGAAAAGUUUGAAGCUAGCAGAGGUUGGUUCAUGAGGUUUAAGGAAAGAAGCCGUCUCUGUAACAUAAAAGUACAAGGUGAAGUGGCAAAUACUGAUGUAGAAACUGCAGCAAGUUAUCCAGAAGAUCUAUCUAAGAUCAUUAACGAAGGUGGCUACACUAAACAACAGAUUUUCAAUGUAGAUGAAACAGCCUUAUAUUGGAAGAAGAUGCCAUCUAGGACUUUCAUAGCUAGAGAAGAGAAGUCAAUGCCUGGCUUCAAAGCUUCAAAGGACAGGCUGACUCUCCUGUUAGGGGCUAAUGCAGCUGGUGACUUUAAGUUGAAGCCAAUGCUCAUUUAUCAUUCUGAAAAUCCUAGGGCCCUUAAGAAUUAUGCUAAAUCUACCCUGCCUGUCCUCUAUAAAUGGAACAACAGAGCCUGCAUGACAGCACAUCUGUUUACCACAUGGUUUACUGAAUAUUUUAAGCCCACAGUUGAGAACUACUGUUCAGAAAAAAAGAUUCCUUUCAAAAUAUUAUUGCUCAUUGACAAUGCGCCUGGUCACCCAAGAGCUCUGAUGGAGAUGUACAACGAGAUUAAUGUUGUUUUCAUGCCUGCUAACUCAACAUCUAUUCUCCAGCCCAUGGGUCAAGGAGUCAUUUCAACUUUCAAGUCUUAUUAUUUAAGAAAUACAUUUCGUAAGGCUAUAGCUGCCAUAGAUAGUGAUUCCUCUGAUGGAUCUGGGCAAAGUAAAUUGAAAACCUUCUGGAAAGGAUUCACCAUUCUAGAUGCCAUUAAGAACAUUCGUGAUUCAUGGGAAGAGGUCAAAAUAUCAACACUAACAGGAGUUUGGAAGAAGUUGAUUCCAUCCCUCAUGGAUGACUUUGAAGGGUUUAAGACUUCAGUGGAUGAAGUAACUGCAGAUGUGGUAAAAAUAGCCAAAGAAUUAGAAUUAGAAGUGGAGCCUGAAGAUGUGACUGAAUUGUUGCAAUCUCAUGAUAAAACUGUAAUGGAUGAGGAAUUACUUCCUAUGGAUGAGCAAAGAAAGUGGUUUCUUGAGAUGGAAUCUACUCCUGGUGAAGAUGAUGUAAAGAUUGUUGAAAUGACAACGAAGGAUUUAGAAUAUUACAUAAACUUGGUUGAUAAAGCAGCAGCAGGGUUUGAGAGAAUUGACUCUAAUUUUGAAAGAAGUUCUACUGUGGGUAAAAUGCUAUCAAACAGUAUCGCAUGCUACAGAGAAAUUGUUCGUGAAAGGAAGAGUCCAUCAAUGCGGCAAAUUUCAUUAUUGUCUUACUUUAAGAAAUUGCCACAGCCACCCCAACCUUCAGCAACCACCACCCUGAUCAGUCAGCAACCAUCAACAUCAAGGCAAGACCCUCCACCAGCAAAAAAAUUACGGUUUGCUAAAAGCUCAGAUGAUGGUUAG